GUAAGAAGUGCAUAUUUUAUUUAAAUAAUUAGUCAUAUUUAUUAUCCUAGAACAUAAUAUCCCACGCAAAAAUUAUGUGCAGAUAAUCUGCAUAUGGGAGUAGCAAAAAAAAUACUCGCAACUUACCAAAGAAAACGUGUGAAGCACCAACAAUGUUCUUAAAAUCUUCAGAGUUAGAUUUUACUCUCAAAAGAAGACUUCUUCUUUGGUGAGAACGUAAAAAUUUGAACUCACUAUAACAUAAUAGUUUUCUUACGUUGUUGAAAAUAUUGCACUAAUGAACACUGGUUGCGAAAUUGUCAAUAUAAACAAAUUGGACAGAUAAAUUAAAUCUUAGGAUGUUGAAUACGCUUAGAACUUAUACUGAUCAACAAAGACAUGAUUAUGUAUUAAAAAAAUAUAUUCUUAAUAGUCAAACUUCAAAUCAAAAACGUGAUAUCGAUAUAAUUCGAGAGGGUCACCGUUUUCUAUGGGAUGACGAGUCUAAACCGCAAUCAUGGGAAGAGCGACUGGUGCGAAAAUAUUACAACAAAUUAUUUAAAGAAUAUUGUAUUGGUGAUUUAACGUAUUAUAAAAAUAAUAAAAUUGGUUUGCGUUGGCGUACAGAGUCUGAGGUAAUAUCUGGAAAGGGUCAAUUUCAAUGCGCCUGUGUAAAAUGUGAGGAACGUACAGAAUUGCGUACUUGGGAAGUAAACUUUGCUUACUUGGAAAGAGGUGAGAAGAAAAACACAUUGAUUAAGAUUCGCCUGUGUCCUCAGCACUCAACACAACUUAAUUACACAACGCGAAAGCGAGAAAUAAAACGAUUUAAGCGUACCGAAUCACAUAAAAAGAAAAAAAAGAAAUCCAAAGAUAACUCAAAACAUGACAAUGAGAACUUUAAAUCACACAAAGUUAGGCACCAUGAUAUCAAUGAAGAAAAUCAUAGUGUUAAGACUUCAGCGACCGUUGAGAACACAAAUUUGGAAACCAAAAAGGAUGAAGAAAACGACAGUGGAAACGAAAUUUGGUCUAAAAAACUAGAAAUUUUAGAAGAACCUUCACUUGUAACUGAAUUUGAACGUUUUUUGGAAGAUAUGAUAUUCUAAACUGUAGUUAAUUUAUUUGAUUUACUAUAAAAGUGUUAAAAAUUAAAAAAGUGUUGCACACAUAUCCAAUAAAAAAAACUAAUA
Molecule: messenger RNA, 1172 nt
Organism: Teleopsis dalmanni
Lineage: Eukaryota; Metazoa; Arthropoda; Insecta; Diptera; Diopsidae
Product: protein FRA10AC1
Exons: 3
Coding region: 339-1088 (249 amino acids)
Biological process (GO): dephosphorylation
Molecular function (GO): phosphatase activity
Source: RefSeq, a predicted model, not a curated record